This is a messenger RNA of Arabidopsis thaliana (thale cress), 1298 nucleotides long. RefSeq names its product eyes absent-like protein (gene EYA). The transcript is spliced from 6 exons. The coding region runs from base 133 to 1056 and encodes 307 amino acids. Gene Ontology annotation, molecular function: protein tyrosine phosphatase activity. Lineage: Eukaryota; Viridiplantae; Streptophyta; Magnoliopsida; Brassicales; Brassicaceae. The record is from RefSeq and is marked reviewed.
ACGCCGCGUGGCUCGCUGUUUACUUUCGUCUGUGAUCUUUGAAACACACGCAUCGUCGUCACUUAGCUCCGGAGCUCUCUAUCUUUGGUCAUCCUCCUAUCGGAAUCGGCAGCGCAGGGAAGAGGGCAGAUUAUGAAUAAUGAUACAUCAAAAAAGCUGGGAACUUUGGUUUCUGAUGAUGGACCAGUGAAUGUAUAUGUAUGGGACAUGGACGAGACUCUUAUCUUACUUAGAUCUCUGUUAAAUGGAACUUAUGCUGAGUCUUUUAAUGGCUCCAAAGAUGUUAAAAGAGGUGUAGAGAUUGGGAGGAUGUGGGAGAAACACAUACUUAAGAUCUGUGACGAUUUUUUCUUCUACGAGCAAGUUGAGGAAUGCAAUGAGCCAUUUCUUGAUUCAUUGAGACAGUAUGAUGAUGGAAAGGAUCUUUCUCGGUAUGAGUUCAAACAAGACGACUUUAGUACUCCUACUGAUGACUUGAACAAGAGGAAACUUGCGUACAGGCAUCGAGCUGUUGCGGAGAGAUACGAAAAGGGUUUGUGUCCAUUCAUUGACAGCGAAUCGAUGAGUGGGUUGGAUGAGUUGUAUAAUGUGACUGAUGAAUACACAGACCGGUGGCUUUCUUCGGCAAGGGCUUUCUUGGAGCAGUGUUCAUGUGUGGAAGAGUCUAGUGAUGGAACAAGUGCAAUCGAACAAAGCUCUCAGGAUAUACAUAUUCUAGUGACUUCCGGGGCCCUCAUACCGAGCCUCGUGAAAUGCCUGCUUUUCCGGCUAGAUACAUUCCUAAGACAUGAAAAUGUGUACAGUUCAAUAGAUGUGGGGAAGCUCCAAUGUUUCAAAUGGAUCAAGGAGCGUUUCAACCACCCAAAAUUCAGAUUCUGUGCGAUCGGGGACGGAUGGGAAGAGUGUGCAGCCGCACAAGCCUUGCAAUGGCCAUUCGUUAAGAUCGAUUUGCAACCGGAUAGCUCCCACAGAUUCCCUGGCUUAACACCUAAGACUGUAAGCUACUACUUUGCUGCUGUAUAUGGGAACUCUGAUGCUGAUUCCAGCAAAGAGUAACUCUCAAAAAGCUUUUUCUUUGUAAAAUAUGCAAGUAAACCCAACAAAAGCCAUGGCUUUUCAUAUUCAAACCCAACAUUGUUCAUAGACUUGAGUUAAGUCAGCAUUUGGUAUUUAUAACUAAGCAGUUCUCUUGGCUCGUUCAAAUGUGUAAUCAUCUCUUUCCUAUAACAUAACAUCAAUAUCAGACUUUUGAUGUUAGGUCUCUGAAAGAGUUAAAAUUUCAAAUAGUCUUCACUAUU